Aspergillus pseudotamarii is the source of this 1806-nucleotide messenger RNA. Its product is annotated as Zn(II)2Cys6 transcription factor domain-containing protein. Gene Ontology annotation, cellular component: nucleus. The coding region runs from base 1 to 1806 and encodes 601 amino acids. Gene Ontology annotation, molecular function: zinc ion binding; DNA-binding transcription factor activity, RNA polymerase II-specific; transcription cis-regulatory region binding. The transcript is spliced from 5 exons. The record is from RefSeq and is a predicted model, not a curated record. Lineage: Eukaryota; Fungi; Ascomycota; Eurotiomycetes; Eurotiales; Aspergillaceae. Gene Ontology annotation, biological process: regulation of DNA-templated transcription.
AUGUCCGGCACUCUACUCGACGAGAAGCCGCGCGCUUGCACCAACUGCUCACGGGCUAAGGCCAAAUGCGCCCGGGUCGACGAUGGCGUUGACAUCUGCCAGCGGUGUCUCAAGAAUAACUUGACGUGUUUCACGUCCGAUUCUAUGUCGACAAAACGGCGGGGCAAAGCGACUCAUGCAGUAGUGUUGGAGAAAAAGCUGGACGACAUAAUGGCUCUUUUGACGCGAGGGCGAGAGUGUACAUGCUCUUCUGAGCGGCUAACCGAACGCCCUACAGACUCCAGCAAGGGCGAUACCCCAACCACAAUGCAAGCUUCAUACCAAGACCAACCACUGGCCGCAUCAUCGAAUCAAUCGGCAGGAACUGGUGUCUAUAACGGAUCGAUUGCCAUCGUCCCCGGAUUUGAAGUUUCGUUCUUGGAGGCGGACCAAAUCCUUCAAGAAUACAUGACCACCAUGGUUCCGGAGUUCCCUUUUGUUCCACUCUCCACCAGAAAUUCAUACAGCAUGCUGAAACAUAAACCGCUACUUCUGAAGACCAUUUUAUGGGUCUGCAGACCCCCGCCACCCGAGAUUUCAGCUGUAUUCGAAAGCUGGUUCCGACAACACGUUGCAAACGAGACUGUUGUUCUGAUGAACAAGGACCUCGAGCUGGUUCAGGCUAUCCUAGUAUUUCUUACCUGGUACCAACAACCCAGUUUCGUCGUUUUCUCUUACGCGGUCAGUGAACUUGGUCAACUUACAAUGCUACUUUUCAGGAAUGACAUCUAUUUUUACGCCGCGACCAAAGACACAACCCUCGUUCAAUUGGCGAUCUGUUUGAUAGAUGAUCUGAGACUGACGCAACUUCGGUCGAGAGAGAAUCUGGCCUUCGAAUCGAUAGUCGAGGACGCAGCUCACAUGCAGAACAAUCUGCAACCUCAGCCAAAGCAAACCAAAGAGGACUGGCGGACCUUGCUGGGGGUCUAUUAUAUAGCUUCUACACUAUGCAGCCUGCUUGGCAAACGAUACAGAUUAGAGUACAUGGCGCACUUUGAUGACUGCUGUAAGCAGCUGCAGCGUGACCAAGAAUAUCUGACAGACUCGUUGGUAAGCCUUGUGGGCAUACGAAAAAUCGGAAUGAAGGUGAACGAUUCCUUCUGGGAAAUGAUUGGUAACCCUAACAAUCAACCGUCUGGAGGCGUUUACUCUAUAGCAGUGGCUUCUAUUCAGAAUGAGUUGGAUACAUUCAUGAAUCAGCUACCAGCAAAUCUGAAGUGGAACCAUCUUCUGCGGACGCACUAUGCUUCGAUUCGUAUUCGCUUGUUCGAGCCCUUCAAAUUCGGCGACAAAAGUGGAACGCUACAACUUACGCACCUGAGAUCGCGAACGAUCUGGGAUUGUUUGCAGAGCACACACGAACUAUACGACGCAUUUCGCUUGGUACCAGUCGAGUCGUUUCCAUCCCUCACUGUCAUAUCCAUCCUGCACAUUGCUCUCGCUAUUAUCAAAGCCUCUCGACUGCUAUGUGUCGAGGACCGGGCGUGGGAUCUGAAUGCUGCACGGACGAUGUAUAACCUUCCGGGCAUCCUUCAGCAGCUGAGCAAGGUGUUUGAAGAUGCUAGCAGCGGUGGAAGUCCUCGAAGUAAGAUGAUUGUUCACGGGUUGCCCAUAUUUUCUGACUAUGCGGAAGCAUACCGAGGCAUUGAACGCUUGUAUCUCGACAGACUCAACGCUAAUGUCGUUCUCUCGAGCCUGUUUUUGGUGAACCCGAUGAAUGCAUCUGUUGAAGACAAUGAGCUUGAUUUCUGGAAUCAACUGACUUGA